Lates calcarifer (barramundi perch) is the source of this 6482-nucleotide messenger RNA. RefSeq names its product mitogen-activated protein kinase kinase kinase 2 (gene map3k2). The record is from RefSeq and is a predicted model, not a curated record. Gene Ontology annotation, biological process: protein phosphorylation. NCBI's taxonomy places the organism in Eukaryota, Metazoa, Chordata, Actinopteri, Centropomidae. Gene Ontology annotation, molecular function: ATP binding; protein binding; protein kinase activity.
GCCAUUUGUCAAUCAACCGCUAACUUGACGUAUCUGUAGAGGCACCAGCGAGCGAAGCUGCCGUCAACCAGUGUGCAACAAAAUGAAAGCUGUCCGUUAACUUCGCCUUUUCAUUGCCGCUCGGACACGGGGAUACUUUGUCGGAUAAGCCGUUAUCUUGUCAUUUUUCUGCCUGAGGAGAUCCGCCGGGCUGAGCUGACAGCCGUCGGGCCUCGUCGUCGCGGCCCAGCAGGACUCGAGUGAAGUUGGAAGCGGACUGCCAAACUUCUGCUUCCUCCAGCGGCUCUCCGCAGGGCCCGGGGCUCCUGUCACCGGCCCUGUGGAUGAGGAAGUGAGAACGAAUCUAAUCAGCCCCCCAGGAGAAAGGAAUCCCUUUGAUGGGAGAAUCCUCUUUCCUGGCCUCCUGGGUCAAUCGCCGUGCCAUGAUGAUGGAUGAGCAGGAGGCGCUGAACUCGAUCAUGCAGGACUUGGCCGAACUGCACCGCUCCAGCCGUCCUGCCAUGUUCCUGUCGGACCUGGGCAAACCCAAAGCCUCCUCGCCCAAGAACCAGAACGACGUCAGAGUGAAGUUCGAGUUCAAAGGGGAGAAGAGGAUUUUGCAGUUCCCUCGACCGGUCAAGCUGGACGACCUGAGGUCAAAAGCUAAAGUGGCUUUUGGUCAAACGAUGGACCUUCACUACACCAACAACGAGUUGGUGAUUCCACUGACCACUCAGGACGACCUGGACAAGGCCGUGGAGCUGCUGGAUCGCAGCGUUCACAUGAAGAGCCUGAAGAUCCUCCUGGUGCUCCAGAUGUCCUCUCAGAACUCUUCCUCCAAUAUGGACCUCUUGCCGUCCCACGAGGAGCUGGACAACACGGGAUUCAGGGUCGCUGACAAGAAGAGCAUGCUGGCUUUGAUAGGUUCCCAUUCGACGGACCGCAGCUCUCCUCCUCCAGGAUACAUUCCCGACGCUCUCCAGCAGGUGGCGAGGAACGGCUCCUUCACCAGCAUCAACAGCGAGGGAGAGUUCAUUCCUGAGAGCAUGGACCAGAUGUUGGACCCGCUGUCCAUGAGCAGCCCGGAGAACUCAGCAUCUGGAAGUUGUCCCUCUUUAGACAGCCCGCUGGACAGCGACUACCCCAAGUCCAGGAUGCCGAGAGCACAGAGCUACCCAGACAACCACCAGGACUUUCCAGAGUACGACAUCCCAGUGUUUGAGAAGUCGGGGAAAGGGGGAACGUAUCCUCGACGGUAUGGCAUUCCCUUCGGCCUUCAGGACUACAGCGAUGGGAGGAAGACCUUCCCUCGGGCUCGGCGAACGCAGGUUCACGGCUUCCGCUCGCCGGUCAGCUUCAGUCCGACCGAGCAGUCGCCCAGCACCAGCAGCGGCAGCAGCGUCUUCACCCCCGACCUGGAGGAGGCCCCGGGGCCUGCCAGGAGGCCGCGCAGGGGCAGCGACAUCGAGCCCAACCCCAACCCGACUACUGCUCCCACCCUCUCCGUCAUGGACAUCAGUCCGCCCAGCCGCUCUCCUCGAGCUCCAACCAACUGGCGGCUGGGAAAGCUUCUGGGUCAGGGCGCCUUCGGACGGGUUUUCCUCUGUUACGACGCCGAUACUGGACGGGAACUGGCAGUGAAACAGGUCCAGUUUGACCCGGAGAGUCCAGAGACUAGCAAGGAGGUGAGUGCGUUGGAGUGUGAAAUCCAGCUCCUGAAGAACUUGUGCCAUGAGCGGAUCGUCCAGUACUACGGCUGUCUGCGAGACACGAUGGAGCGAACGCUCUCCAUCUUCAUGGAGUACAUGCCUGGGGGCUCCAUCAAGGACCAGCUGAAGUCGUACGGAGCGCUGACGGAAAACGUGACACGCCGCUACACCCGGCAGAUCCUGGAGGGAGUUUCCUACCUGCACAGCAACAUGAUCGUCCACAGGGACAUCAAAGGAGCAAAUAUCCUUCGAGAUUCAGUGGGUAAUGUGAAGCUGGGAGACUUCGGGGCGAGCCGGCGGCUGCAGACCAUCUGUCUGUCAGGAACAGGCAUCAAGUCGGUGACCGGCACUCCCUACUGGAUGAGUCCGGAGGUGAUCAGUGGCGAGGGCUAUGGCAGGAAGGCCGACAUCUGGAGUGUUGGCUGCACCGUCGUGGAGAUGCUGACCCAGCGACCCCCCUGGGCAGAGUUUGAGGCCAUGGCAGCCAUCUUUAAGAUCGCCACCCAGCCCACCAACCCGGUUCUCCCCGCCCACGUGUCGGACCACUGCCGAGAGUUUCUCAAACGGAUCUUUGUAGAGACCAAGCAGCGUCCGUCUGCUGAUGAGCUACUGAGGCACAUCUUUGUACAUUAACCCCACCCCCUGAACCUUUAACACCCCCCCCGCCUGCCUGCCCACCUGCCGAACUGCCAGACACGGCCUUACCUGACAGGGGCGUCCCUGCCUCUGACCCCGCUCCCUCCACCUCCGAGCUGAAACCACAUUAGACCAGGAAGAUCGGGCUGGAAGACGGUGGGGUGUGCAGGCGGGGGGGUGGCUCAUAACUGCUCCUCCUGUCUCUGUUUGUAUGAGACUGCCAUAGAGGACAUGAAUUUUUAUUUUAUUUUUCUCUCCGCAAGUUGCACCUUAAUUUGUCAGAAAGGAGGAGUGGAGCACUUCUUCCUGAAGCGAUGAAAAACGACUAUUUGAAAACGUCUCCUUUUUUAUGUUUGUACGGUUUCUCUCUUCAAACGUUUUGGAGUGGGAUAGUGUCUGUGUUGUGGACCUACAGGAGGUGAUGCCUGACUCUCAAGUGGCUCUGCUACCCCCCACCCCCACCCUCCCGCCCAUCUCGCUGACCCGACCCCAGAAUGUAGUCUCCUGCCAAAACCCAGAGCGAUGGUGAUGACCUGGGCCCGCUGCUAUAGAUGAAACUAAACCCCAGAUGCAGAGAACACUCCCCAAAAACAGUUUCCACUCACCUUCUGGUCUGCUCUCUCAGAUGAAAUGUUUUGUCUCUGCUUUACCAUCUGUAAACUGCCCUCCUCCCUCCUCACAUCUUCGUUCUUUGCCGUGUGCCUUUUCUGUUUUUAAACGCAGUGUAGGAAUGAGUCUCGAGUUCGUGGAUGAUCUCCGUCGCUCUUAGUCGCAACAGUUCUCAGUGUUUGUUUUUGCCUCCUGGAUAAACUGCCUUUGCACCGUUAGCCCAAAUCCAGCUGAUCUCAGUUCAGCCGUAAAUGUCCAUUUCUGCCUUUUCUGUAACAGAGACUUCCUGGUAUUGAGUUGGGCUCCCGCCUCAGCUCAUUUGGUUUGUUCACCUGGUAACCAAAUAGCCCUCAGACGUUUUGUUUGGAAAACUCACCAUGCUGGUUUAAUAUUGAAAUGUGGCAGAAGUGAAGGUUUAGGUUUCACCUGCCAGCUGGUACUCACACAAGGAUUGGUACUUCCUCUGCUUCAGUCUGUAGAGACGGAUCCAGAUGUGUUGGUUUUUCCUCUUCAGAUGCAUCUGUUCUCCUCUGCUUCUCAAAGCGCUCAGUGGUCAGACUGUCAGAGCAGAUCAGUCUCUUCUAUCAGGACUGAGGUGGAUUAACAGUGAGCAGAAUAUUUCAUUUAAAUCCUGCAUUCAAUGCAGUAGUAUAUACAAGUCAUUCUGCAAAAACCAUGCAGAAGCCAGUCAGAGACUUCUCCUAAAUAAGAUACAGCACUAAAUCAACUAGAGGAAAGAGUUUGGCAACAAUUUUGUUAAUUGUUUGAUCAUUUUGAAGCAAAAAUUAUAAAAAGUUUAUAAAAGUUUUCACAGUUUAUAAACUAAAGGGAACUAAAGAGAUGAACAGACUGUCGGCUUAUUUAGAUUAGGAAAUAUCUUCCUAAAAGUAACUCAGAUGGUUCAGAAACUCUCAGUCGUACUGCUGUGACAGACCACUCGACUACUUGAGGCACUGAAAUGAAAGAGGAGCAUUUGAAGAGAGUUGAUCUGGUGCUGCAAGGCAAGAAGCUCACAGCUGAUUGGCCAGAGGUCUGGCCGUAUGACGCUGUCCCACUGUUGUCGCUCAGUAGAUUUCAAACUCAGUAAGUGUUUGCCAUGAAGAGCUGUACGUCUCCCAAGCUGCUCUACAGAUACGUUAAUGGUUAAAAUGUCUCCUCAUGCUUCACUGCUGCAAUCGGUACCUUAAUGUUCUCCAGCCAAGGCGUCACUGUGCCAUAUCAGAGCAUCCGUAUUGUGUCAGAUGUAUUGUGUUAUGUUGUUGUUUUUUUUUCCACACGCACUCCCACAGAACAGAUUCACACUUGAAGUCGUUUACAGUUUCCUCUUGGAGCUUUGUUCCUGUUCAACAAUCGGCGCUGCAGUCUCUGUCGUUGCCAAAUCAAAUGCGUCAAAGUCAACUCGUCACUUUAGCCGACCCACAAACCGUGCGUUGCUCGGCUCUCGUCGCAGUUUCCUCUCGGGCUCGUGACUGAUACAUAGAGUUCUUCAUAGCAUUUCCUCCAUAACUAUGCACCAGUAAACUCACUGUACAAACCAGACAGCAGGAUAAACCAGUUUCUACAACCGGUGACACCUCGCUGAUGUUGACCAUCGUCCUGGUCUUUUUUUAGUCUUUGCAAGCAGCUCUGUCAGCAACCAAUCAUGCUAGUUUGACUAAACAUCCCUCGUCUUGCUUCUGAGUAGUGGACACUAUAAGUAAACUAAAGAAUCCAUUUAAUUUGUCUUCAGUUGGGUUUUCACACACUCAUCCUCAUCAGCCCUUUGAGAGUUUGUGGCUCAUAAAAUGCCUUAAAUAUUAGCUACAAUGGAUCGUUACAAGCUGAACCAACAUAUUUAAAAAGCAGAUUUGCAGAAGACAGAUUAUUAAAUGUCUUUAAAUGUUAUGUUAAUCAGAGUUGUUGGUUGUGGGCAGAGCUGCUGCUGGGUGAUAUUAUGAUUUAAAGACAGUAUCUAAAGCUUUGACGGCGUGAAGUGUUAAUGCAGAGCAGACGAGUUCUGUUUCUGCUUAUUAAAGGUGCAUUUAGUCAUAUUUUACUGGCUCUUUACACAAAUUAACUGUGGAAAAUGUUGCUGGAUAUUUCUGUGUCAGACUUCUCCUUAACUCUAAGGUCCACGUUUGUCUGUGUGGAUGUUUUGACACAACCUCAUUUGAUUUGUUGAUGAUAUUUGAUAUUAAUGGAGAGAGAUUAGGUUUCUCAAAGGACAUGUGUUUAAUGUUGUUGUAGUUCCCCACAGUCUCCACUAGUUGUUGCUAAAGAGCUGUGUUUUACUGACAGCACCUUUUUAAAAGGCAGGUUGAAUCUUGAAGCCCAGUCAGAGUAUGAUUCAGACGCACGCAACCUUUAUCACAGCCCCUUGUUUUCCCUGAAUGCACUUAAACCUUUUGUUGCUCUGUGGUAAAUUUUCAGCUGCAGUUGUGGAAAUUUCUCCUCUGUCACUCACGUUAUGCAUUUUGUUUUUGUUUUUCAAAAACGGUACCAAACAAAGCUCCAGAAAAGAAAAAAAAAGGAUCAUGAAAAACAGAAGUGGUUGUAUUGAGCUCGAGGCGGCGUGCAGUAAACUGUCUGGUACAGGUGGAGGUUCAGUUGUUAAACGCCGCCAGCACUGGUUAAACCUUGAUACGCACUACCAUUAUGCACUAUCGAUUAUUCACUGAUGCUUUUUCCUCGAUUCCUCGUCAGCUGUCGCUCGUGCAGCUCGGUUCAGCGACCUUUUCUUUUGCACAUUUUAAAGACUAUUUUUUAUUUUUACUUGAGUGAGUGUGAGCAGAUUGUGUGUGUGUGUGUGUGUGUGUGUGUGUGAUGAUGAUAAUGGUUUAGUUAGCAAUGACCUGUACAUGAAUGUAAUGUCUCAUUUUUACCGUCAGAUGGCCUCGUUCACCACAGUGGAUUAACUCUUUGGUACCAGUAUUUGCCACCUGCAAACGCCAAGAUACACCUGUAGUUCUCUCUUUAGUGUCUAAAGCCACUGCUGCCACUCCUGAAUGUGUGUGUGUGUGUGUGUGUGAUUUGUAUGUGUGUGUGUGUGUGUGUGUGUGUGUGUGUGUGUGUGAGUUUGUAAACGUGCAUUUACUGCAAUUUGUGCUCAUUGGACACUGCGCCCAAAAUGCCUUGAGCAUUCUGACUGUAGGGGGUGAGAUCAGUAAAAUAAUAAUGAAAAUGAAAUUAAAAAAAAUCAUGUACAAAUGUAUAAAAUGAAAAUGUACCCUUUUUUUUUUUUUAAAGAAAAGUACACUUAUAUCCCACAUGUUUGGUCUCUGUGUAUUGUAAAAGAAGCCAUGUUUAUAAUUCUAAUUGGUUUGUGACCAAUACGCCUGUUUAUAUCAGAUCUGUAUAUCAGUGGUACGCAUAAUUUUUUAAUAUAUAUUUUUUAUUUUACCUUUUUUUUAAAUGGGAGAUUUUAUGCAUGGUUGGGUCCUGAGAGACGCAGCGGUGCCGUUGAAUGGUUGCUGUUUUUUGGCAAAAUUCUGGAGUAUUGCCACAGCUCUGUGUUCAUAAUUACAACAAUUAUGACUGUGACGAUGAAAACAAUAAAAGAUAUUUAUUUCA